Seriola dumerili (greater amberjack) is the source of this 498-nucleotide messenger RNA. Its product is annotated as perforin-1-like. The transcript has 2 exons. The coding region runs from base 20 to 280 and encodes 86 amino acids. Lineage: Eukaryota; Metazoa; Chordata; Actinopteri; Carangiformes; Carangidae. The record is from RefSeq and is a predicted model, not a curated record.
CAUCUACCGCAAGACCCGUAUGAUCAGAUCAAACAGCCCUCGCUGGAACGCACGUUAUGAUCUGGGCAAGGUGGACACACACUUGGGUCUGAAGGUUGAAGUCUGGGAUGAAGACUGGGGCAGAGACGACCGUCUGGGGUCAUGUACAAGGACCCUGAGGCAGGGGACACACAGAUUCACCUGCCCAGCCAAGAGAGGCGGCUUCGAGAUCCUGUACACUCUCACCUGCGACCGCCACCUGACCGGAGACAGGUGCCACCAGUACAAACCAUCUCCAUAAUGAGGAAUGCAUUCAGCAUACUGAGGUGGCACGCUCCAUGGCUUGUCUUUAACCAAGUGUGAAAUCAGAUCUGUUGAUUACUUUUUCAAAUGCAAUGAACCCGACAGUCACAUAAGUCUUAAGUAAAAUGAGUGUCACACCAUUCGGUUUCCAGUUUUAAAGAUUUGGUAAUACUUAUUCACUUCUGUAAUUUAAGUCUAUAUUCAGCAUCAUCUGUG